UUGAGUGGAGACUACUCCACCACAGUUGCAUAACAGAGCAGAACCAAAGAACAAGACUCAGAUUUCAAAACGCGAGGAACCGAAGGUUAUGCGCCUUAAAACAACCACCUAUAUCUGCUUGAGCAAUUUUUGUUAGGGGAGAAGUUUGUUCAGAGAAGGAGAAUAUGGGUGAAACGAUGAAGAAGGAACCGUCACAGUGGUGGUGGCUUGAUAGUCAGAACACUACUAAUCGAUCCCCAUGGCUUCAAUCCACUCUCUCUGAGCUAAAUGUGAAGACAAUGGCAAUGCUAAAGUUAAUUGAAGAAGAUGCAGAUUCCUUUGCCAAACGUGCAGAGAUGUAUUACAAGAAGCGACCAGAACUUGUGAGCAUGGUUGAGGAUUUCUACAGGACACACCGCUCCCUAGCUGAGCGCUAUGAUCAAGUUAAACCUGAUACCACUGGAAUUGGACACCUCGUUACUGGGGGGUCACCUUUUGCUUCAGCCAAGUACCAGAUAGAGAAGUUGAUGUGUUUUUCAGAUAAUGGGUACGACACCUAUUCUGAGCAUUGUGAUGUGUACGAAUCUGAGGAAUCUGAAGUAGAUGAUGAUCCUGAGCAGGAGGAAGAGGGGACCGAGUUUGUUCACAGCUGUACAAAAAAGGAGAAAGCUUCAUCAGUGGCCGUGAGUGAUGAAUUGAUGAAGCUGAGGGACGAAGUCAGAAGACUCAAUGAAGAGGACAAUGCUCAUAGAGAUCAAAUCAAGGAGAAGAACACAACUUGUGAGGAAGUCAAGAUGUUGAGGGAAGAAAUAGGAAGGCUUAGAGAUGAGAAUGAGGAACAGAAGAAACAACUCAAACAGAAGGAUGAAGAGAAGAUAGAGGUGAUAAGACAGUUGAGUUUAGCAAUAGAUUUGCUGAAGCAGGAGAAUGUGAAGAUGAGAAAUUUCAUUUCCAAGGAGUCUACCAAGAAAUGGAAGAAACCGUUUGAUGAGAUCAACAAACUUGUGGGAGCCUUUUCGAUGAAGUUGUUCAGUGGUGCUCCGAGGAAUCAGCCCAGCGUUGAGCUCUCAACAUGUGGUCGCAAAUAACUAACUAAUUAUGUUCAAACGAUCUUAUGGAGAUGUUUAUAUUCAUGUUAGGAACUUAUUCCUAAAAUCUUACAUUUUUUUUCCUUCUAUCUCCGUAGUGUGUGUGCUUGGUUAUAUUCAUUAUAUUAUUCUUUUACAUAUGCAGUCUUCUCUAUA
Molecule: messenger RNA, 1223 nt
Organism: Vigna umbellata (rice bean)
Lineage: Eukaryota; Viridiplantae; Streptophyta; Magnoliopsida; Fabales; Fabaceae
Source: RefSeq, a predicted model, not a curated record